GGGGACAUAACGGCCCGGGAGCAGAGCGACGCCGACAGAUUAGAGGGUUGGGUUGAUAAUAGGGCACUGUAGAGGUGCUCCCAGAGUGAUUUCUUGCCAUCGAGUGCGCAAGGAGAAACAAAGCGAGAUGGGGAGGAUGGCUUUCCUGUCUGCCCUCUGCCUCUGCCUGUCCUGGCUGGCUGCUCGUGGUCCGGCUGCGGCCGCCGCAACUGAGAACAAUUUUGAGGAAAUUGAGAGCAAGUUUUCCUUACGGACGCCUGCAGAGCCCGAUGAGGAUGUCUGCUACCUGGUUCCUGGGCAGGUGAACAGCCUGGCACAGUGUAACUUCAACCAUACCAGUAAAACCUUUGUGGUGAUCCAUGGGUGGACGGUGACAGGAAUGUAUGAAAGUUGGGUCCCAAAGCUGGUGGAUGCCCUGUACAAGAGAGAACCUAAUUCAAACGUCAUUGUGGUGGACUGGCUAAUUCGAGCUCAGCAGCACUACCCAGUGUCUGCUGCGUACACUAAGCUAGUGGGAAAGGAUGUUGCUAAGUUUAUUGACUGGAUGGAGGAACAAUUCAAUUAUCCUCUCAACAAUGUCCACUUGCUGGGGUACAGUCUAGGUGCUCAUGCUGCUGGGAUUGCUGGGAGCCUGACAAAAAAGAAAGUGAAUAGAAUUACUGGACUGGAUCCAGCUGGUCCUACCUUUGAGUAUGCUGAUGCCCUCACCCGCCUCUCCCCGGAUGAUGCUGACUUUGUGGAUGUCCUACACACAUACACUCGAGGCUCUCCAGACCGAAGCAUUGGGAUCCAGAAGCCUGUUGGACACAUUGAUAUUUAUCCUAAUGGUGGAGGUUUCCAGCCAGGUUGCAACUUGGGAGAAGCACUUCGUCUGAUUGCUGAGAAAGGGUUUGCAGAUGUGGAUCAGCUGGUAAAAUGCUCCCAUGAACGAUCCAUCCACCUCUUCAUUGACUCUCUCCUUUAUGAAGAAAAGCCUAGCAUGGCCUACCGCUGUAACACAAAGGAGGCCUUCGAGAAGGGUCUCUGCCUGAGCUGCCGGAAAAACCGCUGCAACAACUUGGGUUACAAAGUCAACAGAGUGAGAACAAAGAGAAACACCAAAAUGUACUUGAAGACCCGUGCUCAGAUGCCCUAUAAAGUCUUUCAUUACCAGGUCAAGAUCCAUUUCUUUGGCAAGACUAAUACGACCAAGACAAACCAGCCAUUCCUGAUCUCUCUUUAUGGCACUCUAGAUGAGAGUGAGAACAUUGCAUUCACACUGCCUGAAGUCUCUUCAAACAAGACCUUCUCCUUCCUGAUUUACACAGAAGUGGACAUUGGUGACCUGCUUAUGCUUAAGCUGCAGUGGGAGAAAGACACCUUCUUCAGCUGGUCAGACUGGUGGACUCCUUUUACAUUUGAUAUCCAGAGAGUCAGAGUGAAGUCAGGAGAAACUCAAAAGAAAGUGGUGUUCUGUUCUCGAGAUGGCACCUCGCAUCUCAGUAAGGGAGAAGAUGCAGCAAUAUUCGUGAAAUGCUUGGACCAGCCUGUCAACACAAAAAAAGGAGGUGCCAAGAAAGCCUCUAGAGAAAAUUCUGCUCAUGAAUCUGCUUAAGUGACAAGAAUAAAGAUUUUUCCGAAGUGGGGAGGAGAAGUCUGUUCAUCCCUGUGGACUGGAUGUUCAGAACAAAAUAUAUAGAGAUAUUUAUCUGCUGCUGGCUUUUUGCCUGCUAUUCCUAGCUAUCUUAGGAAACUUCUUGUAAGGAAGUCUUAGCAUACAAAGUUACUAACCAUAAAAAUACAUUGUCCAAAUAGUUUAAAAGAAACCCACAAAACAACUUGCCAAAGGCUUGAGUGCUGGGAAGGGGUGAUUAAUUCUGCUUUAUCAUGGUGCCUUGUGACAAGGCUUCUUGACAUCAAACUUCUAUAGCUGUUUUCUAGUAUUUAUUGAAAAGAAGUAAAGCCCGGUACAUGGCUUUUCUUUCUUUUUAGGAGUCUUCUGAAACUGGGCAUGUUUUUUUUGACUGAGCUUACUGAAUUUUUAAUCAGUUCAGUGGCUAGUGUUCAUUGUCUUCAAGCGUGUGUUUAGCAAAUGAAUAGGUUUCUCAUGUAGAAAAGCGUUUGCUGUGUGUCAUACUGAAAGGUGUCAGGGUCUGACUUUAUGUGGGGAUGAAUUUUCUAGUUUGUGGUUGUGAAUGUGUUUUACUGGAGGUAGAUGCCAGUUCUGCUUAACAAUAGGUAUGAUCUGUUAAGCUAUAUACUUCUAUGCAGCUUACCCUGGAACAAAUAGCAGUUGUAGGAGACAGCAAUACCAGUGUUCUAUGCAGACAUUCAUCUUUACACCUGUGCUUUCAUUCCUUGAAAAUAAAACCAACACUGUGUGAACAAGAGACUGGAAAUGAACUGAGCUGUUAGAAAAUGUGGGAAACAGAUUUAUUUUUUUUUCCCUCCACAACUUGUAUCCUGAGUAUUAGGUUGUGACAGUUUCUCUGCUCUUCGACAUAAAAUGUCUGAGUGGCUGCUGUAUGCAGUCUUUAUGCAAGUGAAUCCACUUGAGAGGUGACAAGCAUGUUCCUGCUUUCCUGUACUGGAAUUGAUUGCUCGUGAUCCUCCCCAGUUUGUUGCUUGGCUGUGGUACAGCACUACAUCCUGGGACCUGCUUGGGUUUCUGAUAUGAGGUAAAAUUCAGCAUGGAGCAGGAGUUGUGACAGUUAAAAGGAGCCAGGUUGUAUGAUGCAAAACAAAGAAUGCUCUGAAAAACACUUGACAUAGACAUGCAAAAACACUUGACAUAGAUAUGCAGCAUGUUGCCAAAACCAGAUGUAUCUAAGGCAUUUUGCUUCUCUUUUUAAGUAGCAUGUAAUUUUUCUAGUGCUCUGAAAGAUUCAGCAGCCCUCAGCUUUAUAGAAGAUAAACAAAAUACUUGGGAGGAAGGACUGGAAGGUAGACACUUGGAGAAGUGUAAUGUGAGCAAUAGAUGUUGGGUUUCAUAGUCUUUUCCUGUAUAUGUAAGACUGUGGAGGUGGUGAUUUGUCUAGAGUCAUCCCAUCUUGAAAGCGAAAACAACAGGUAUGCAUUUGUGUGCACAGUUAAUGUGUUCUUUCCAGCUGUGGCUGCUAGUAUAUUUGGGGAUAAAAGUCUUAACAGUGCAAUAUGUUGGAGUGUUAAUGAUUCUGGAAUUACAUUUGAUUCCUAACCCUUAAAGCACAGCAGAGUUGUGAUGAGUCACUGAGAGUGGGGUUGAGUAUUGAGCCACUGCAUCUGAGACCUCUAAAAAUAAAUACAGUAUUUUAGUCCCUAUAGAAUUCACAUUUUGUUGCAAUUUUCUGUUAUGUUCUUCAGGAAAACAAAGUGUCUGAAUAGGUGCCUACUUCAUACAGCAUAAAAUACAAACACAGAUACAAAAUAGUGAAAGUUCUUGUACAUGAGGACACAUGAUUUAGCUUUGAAUGUUAUUUAUUAGCUGUAUAUAAGAUAUGUAUGUGUGUAAAGGUAGUUUGUAUAUAUUGCUAAAGUUGCUGAUAGUCUUUACAUUAAUACAGUUGUGCAGUAUUAACCCUGUAUAUAGCUUUCAAAGAUUUUUAUCAACCAGCCACUUGUACUGCAUUAUUUCCUAUGUGGUUAAUAAACUUUUUUUAAAAUUAGAGCUCUUCAGUUUUGUACAGAAUGGAAACCUAUGGUUUUAAUAAAUUUCUCUAAUUGAUGCCAAAGUC
Calypte anna (Anna's hummingbird) is the source of this 3692-nucleotide messenger RNA. It is a transcript of the gene LPL, whose product is annotated as lipoprotein lipase. NCBI's taxonomy places the organism in Eukaryota, Metazoa, Chordata, Aves, Apodiformes, Trochilidae. Gene Ontology annotation, molecular function: lipoprotein lipase activity; apolipoprotein binding. The transcript is spliced from 11 exons. The coding region runs from base 128 to 1594 and encodes 488 amino acids. Gene Ontology annotation, biological process: lipid metabolic process. The record is from RefSeq and is a predicted model, not a curated record.